Messenger RNA from Closterium sp. NIES-67, 1962 nucleotides. The record is from the annotation of a GenBank genome assembly. NCBI's taxonomy places the organism in Eukaryota, Viridiplantae, Streptophyta, Zygnematophyceae, Desmidiales, Closteriaceae.
UUGCAGACUGUUUCGAAGCAUUCUUCUCUUGGCGUAUGAAUCAAGCCGUGCUUGCUCGCCUCGAGCAUUUGAUAUUAAUCGUCGCUUUUUGUCCCAGGAAAACAUUUGCCGAAGGAAACUAGCUAGACCGGUUAGGUUCUCGAGCUAGUCUAUACCGCCGUCCCCGUUGACUUCUUUCAACAAUUUAUGCCUUAACCGUUCAGACCUUGGUUCAGAUUCCGCAACCGUUUCUGGCAGUCCGAGGAUCCCGUUUUCUCAGAAAAGGGAGAACGUUUCCCGUUUUCCCGUUCCCGUUCCACCAUCUCUACUGACACCUAGAGGAAGAGGCAAAUACCUGCUGUUCUCAGCUUCUACCUGGAUUCGAGACGUGAGCUAUAGAGACGAAGCACACAGGCACUUUAGCUACUCUUGCCCGUGUUCCUCAGCCAAAUGUAUUUUGAGUUGACUCAAAAUACACUCUAACUACUCUUGCCCGUGUUCCUCAGCCAAACAUUUCGUUUCGGAGCGUUGAAGCACCACCAUUUGAGCGCAACCUUAGUUACGCCAUUUCGUGCCUGCACCGCAUACUGCCCUUCCUUCUCUCUGUCGGCACGUUCGCCAAAGGCCAAUUUCGAUCGCGAACGCUUUCGCGAGAAACAGUCGCAACCCUAUUCAGCAGAAGGUGCCCCCCUCCGAGCACGAUGCGGUCAAUCAGGAGCCUUCUACUCGGCGCGCUUCUUCUGGUGGGGCUGCACGUGGCACACGCUGGGCUUUUCGGGUUCGGCGGGAAGAAGAAAGCAUGUGACCUGUCCGUUGGGAGUUGGGCCCCGUCGACCAAGUACCCGGUAUACGACUCCUCGUGUCCGUAUAUAAGCGAACAGUUCAAUUGCGAAAAGAACGGGCGACCGGACGGCGAUUUUCGCCACUUCGAAUGGAAGCCGUCGGGGUGCAAUCUGGUUCGGUUCGAUGCGAAGAAAUUCGCGAUGACUUUCGUCGGACAGGCUGUGGCGAUCGUGGGCGACAAUUCCGGGCAGUACAUGUAUCAGUCGCUCAGGUGUCGCCUGGACGCUGCGAAUAUGAAAACAGAGGAUUUCGAUCCCUCCUCUAUAGGCUGGACCGGUCAAGGCUUCAAGGUCAAGCCGUGGGGGGUCAAGGUCGUGUUCGUUCACGCACCAUUCCUCACCGAAGCGGAACCGAUGGAUCCGUUGCAGCGAUCGAUGAAGGACGGAUGGAACGUGCAUGUGGAUAAAAUCAACCACAAGUUAACAGAAACACUUAAAGGGCUGCGAUCGGUCAUCCUUGUGGCCGGCUCCUACUACGCGGAGUCCUCCAACCGCACAUACUACAGCAAGGGCCGCCCGAUCGGCGCCCAGCCGAGCGGCGUCGCCGCCCUCAGCAUCGUGCUGAAAAACGUUGCCGAUUUCAUCAAGUCCAACGUGAUGCUCGUGCAGCCGUUCGCACUCUCGAUUCCGCCGGCUCACACGCCCAGCAUGUUCCAGUAUGCUGAUACAACAUGUGCGCUUUUCGCUGGGCCUUUAUCGAGUACAGCGACAAGCCUCGCCAAGGCUCGGAGCGCCGUUGUCGCGUGGACAAACGCGCAAAUCAACGCUUUGACGAAAUCGCGGGUGAAGCUGCUUAAUAUCUUGUCGAUGUCGCUCUAUAGGGCGGAUGCACAUGUGGGGACGUACCAACCGGCUGGCGGAUCGUCGGAGAUGGAUUGUGCCAAGUGGUGCUUGCCCGGGGUUCCAGAUGUGUGGCUUGAUUUGUGGUACCACCAGGUUAGCGAUCCGUUCAACCUUAAACCAUGAGGUUGUGUUGAAGGUUGCUUCCAUAGGUUGUGAUCUACUAGAGAUGCAACAACAGUGGUGAACAAAUCACUGAAUUUGAUUAAAGACCGUCGCCUGUCAGUCCGCAGAUAUAGCUGGGUUUAACCCUGUUGUGUUGAAUUAACUCAGUGUUGGGUCUUUUUCUAACCAUCUAGCA